Molecule: messenger RNA, 473 nt
Organism: Stereum hirsutum FP-91666 SS1
Lineage: Eukaryota; Fungi; Basidiomycota; Agaricomycetes; Russulales; Stereaceae
Exons: 5
Coding region: 193-372 (59 amino acids)
Source: RefSeq, a predicted model, not a curated record
GGCAGUUGUAUCUUCGGUAGUGAACUUCUUCGUAUUUGAACCGAGUCCGAAUGGUGAUAUCGUACACUGAUGAUGCAUGGGAAAGCGACGAGAUAUACCUGUGUACUAGCAUCUGCGCCAAAGCCGACAGACAAGAAUCCUGCCCACCCCUCAUAACCCAUGAGAAUGUGCCUUGAGAAUGUGCCAGGCACAAUGUCUUUGGCGCUACCGAGGGCAGCGGAGGCGCAACUGCCUCAUUUCUUUCUGGUCUGGCCCUCACUAUCACCGCCUCGAAGGGCGUUUUUCCCUGGCACUUCUUUAAGGCCGCCACCGAUGUCUGAAAAUGCUAGCGGACCGAUAGCCUCUGCAGCACUCGCGCCCCAGCGCUUAUGAUAUUGUCCAGUAUCAUCAGCUGCGAUGGCGUCGGCAGCGCUGGAUCCCCAGGCUUUGCUAUUAAUGACUGUUAUAUGCCAAGAGAGAAGAUGUCGUGGACA